Molecule: messenger RNA, 2124 nt
Organism: Lodderomyces margitis
Lineage: Eukaryota; Fungi; Ascomycota; Pichiomycetes; Serinales; Debaryomycetaceae
Exons: 2
Coding region: 1-2124 (707 amino acids)
Biological process (GO): regulation of transcription by RNA polymerase II
Cellular component (GO): nucleus
Molecular function (GO): DNA-binding transcription factor activity, RNA polymerase II-specific; RNA polymerase II cis-regulatory region sequence-specific DNA binding
Source: RefSeq, a predicted model, not a curated record
AUGUCGCAAGUAACCACAGUAUUAGAACCAAAAAAGUUUGGGAGUGGCAUCGAUGCUUAUAUGAAUAGUCAACAACAACUGGACAAUAGUGAUACUAACUAUUAUCAAGAUCAACAGCAGCAACAACAGCAACCACAGCAACCACAGCAACCACAGCAACCACAGCAACCACAGCAACCACAGCAGCCUCAACGAGCACCGCUACAGCGAUUAAACAGUUAUCCAAGACGCCGACAAACACUUGUGUUACCGUCUUCUCGAGGGGAUAAUACUGAAUCAUCAUUUACGGUUCCAUUAGUAUUACCAUCGCAGACUGCUCCUAGUCUAAUCAAUAAUCAGCAAUUACGUACAACUCAAAAGCCGCAUCAACGACUGUCGCCACGAUAUCCUGAGUCACUUUUAUCUCGACAACAACAACCACAGUCACAACACCUGCAUCCACAACUAGGUGCUCCAUUUGUUAGACAACAUCUAUCUCAGUCGCCUAUACAGUCACCAAACUUUUCGCGUGUAUAUCAAUCGAAUCAAGACCACAACCAACAAUUCAAACGAAGAAUGAGUUAUACUAUGUUUUCACCGAACCCUGCAAGUCCGUUGUACCCUAGCACAUCUUCACAAUCAAAUACUAAUAAUAGAAGUAACAGCGGCAAUAAUAGUAGCAACAAUGUAUCAUCGCCAGCAACAAAAAAGUUGAAAACAGAAGAUUAUCUAUUUGGUAAUUCGCAUGGGUCUCCAUUACCUACGUCGCCGUUGCCUACAUCUACCACACUACAACCAAAUAUCAGUUAUACAAGACGAUCAAAUACACUAAAUGCGGCAACUAAAUCCACUGCCAUCAGCAACACCACCAGCAACACCAACAUUUCAGCUAUUAAAAAAGAAAAGACGCCUGAGAAUGAGAAUGAAGAUCAACGGUUUUUGAGAUUGGCUCGAGAUGCUUUGGUUGCCACUGCUCAAGGAAUCAAUCAAAGUAGUCGAGAAGUUGUUGACCCGACAAUACUGGAUUUAUUAACGAGAUUGCAAUACGCUUCUUCACCGCAUGGAAACCCAAUUUCUAAACUGGAAGGGUUGGAAGCUAAUGAUUCAGGACAAUUGAAUAUACAAGGGUUUUACCAGCUGUUUCCUAAUUUAAGUAACAAUAUAUUUGCUGGCAAUAGAGGUGAUAACAACAGUAGUACUGCUACUGAUGAUGCUAAACGUGCUGGCGUUGGCAUCGCCAGCGACAGUCGUCAUGGUCGCGGAGGAGGAGUUUCAAGUAGUAGGUAUAAUCCAGCUGGUAAUGAGCUGGGAUGGAACUUUUUAAUUGGCGAACCGUUACAAUUGAAGAGUGAUGCUGAACGAGAACGCGAGAAUAAGAAUUACUUGCAUGGUGCUGCUGCUGGUAGACCAGCUGGCCGUGCUUCGUCCAUCACAUCUUUGCUUAAUGACACCCCACUGCCGAUUGAUGCGAUGCCGUUGACUACUUCUGCAACCCACCAAGCAUUACAGCUGAGGAAACGAUCAGCAGCUUCGUUCUCAGCAAUAACCUCAACAGGAGCAACAGACACAGCAACAACGACUAAAUUGAAAACGAAAACGACCAAGAAAGCAACACCCUCAUCAUCAUUCAAAGAUCAAGCUCGUAAAUUUCUUUGUGAUAAAUGUUCAAUGACAUUUCGUCGAUCUUCGGAUUUGAAACGACACGCAAAGCAACAUCUCAGUAUACCGGCAAACAUCUGUGAAUACUGUGGUAAAGGCUUUGCCAGAAAAGAUGCGUUAAAGAGACAUAUUGGAACGUUGACGUGUAAACGAAAUGCAACAAAGAAAUUAUACAUUGAUAACUUGGCAUUUUUGAGUACUGGUGGUAGCACUGGUGGUAACAAUGGCGAGGGGGGAGAAGACGAUGAUGAAGAAGAAGAGGACGAUGAAGAAGACGAAGAAGAAGAAGAAGAGGAUGAUGACGAUGAUGAAGGAGAAGAGAGUAAUGGAGAUAUAGACCGUCUUGCUGGUGGCAGUAGUAAGAGGGAACAAAAGACAAGUAAACGCAAGAAAACCAAUGCUGAUAAUGACAAUAAUGAAGAUGAUGAUGACAAGAAACCAAAGUUUCCUACAUUUGGUUACCAAAAGGGUGAUUGGAAGGUUUAA